Messenger RNA from Oldenlandia corymbosa var. corymbosa, 1333 nucleotides. Lineage: Eukaryota; Viridiplantae; Streptophyta; Magnoliopsida; Gentianales; Rubiaceae. The record is from the annotation of a GenBank genome assembly.
CCCACAUACAAUGAAGGGAAUAUGCUUCCUCCUAACCGACUGACCCCCACCCAGUCAUCUCUUGUACAGUAUAUAAUCCUUCAUUUUGGAUUCACAAAAUCCAAUCAAUUAUCAAUCAAUACCAAAAGUUGUGUUUGUUCUGAGGAGGAGUGGCAAAUUAUUAGUUUUGCAGAAAAGAUGAAAUUCUGUAAGAUUUUGAAAGGGUCGAUCGAGCAGACGUUGCCGGAUUGGAGAGACAAGUUUUUGUGUUACAAGGAUUUGAAGAAACAGCUCAAAAUGAUCUAUCCCAAGGAGGGUACUACUGAUGCUGGAAGGCCAACCAAAAGGGUAAAAUUGGGACCUUUGGUGGAUCAUGAUGAUGAUGAUGAUGAGGCGGUUGUAGAGACCAAGGAGGUUGUGGAUUUUGUGAAGCUUUUGGAAAAGGAGAUUAUCAAGUUUAAUGCUUUCUUUAUGGACAAAGAAGAAGAGUAUGUUAUCCAAUCAGGGGUUUUAAAAGAACGGGUCAAAGAGGCCAGGUCUUCGAAGGUAGAGCUGUUUCGAGUAGGGCAACAGAUAGUUGAUUUCUACGGGGAGGUUGUCCUAUUGGAAAAUUAUAGUGUCCUUAAUUACACUGGAUUAGCAAAGAUUUUAAAGAAAUAUGACAAGCGAAGUGGUGCAAUUACCCGCGUGCCUUUCAUUCAAAAGGUUCUCCAAGAACCGUUUGUUAGAUUUGAUGUUCUAAAUAAACUUGUGAAGGAGUGCGAGACAAUGUGGGAUCACCUGUUCUCCCUGAAUGGCCGAUCAGCACCACCAACCGAGGCGGUAACAGCUGAAACAAACGAAAGCUCUAAAGAAAGUUCUAGCACCCUUCAAAUUCCCGAGGAUCUUACAGAAAUCGAGCAUAUGGAGAACACCUACUUGAGACUUACUGCCUCAGCCUAUCAGGUACUGAAGCAAAUUCGCAGUGGAAGUUCUACCGUAGGCGUGUUUUCUUUGCCACCUAUGCAAACAAAUAACGAGUUGGAAGAAGUUUGGAGGAGAAUCCAUGUCGUUGAACAAGAAGCAAAGUAACAAAAGACAUUCUACUACUCUUUAACUAUUUAUGAAACGAAACCCUUGGUUGUAUUUUUAGCUUUUUCUGGUUUUCCUUCUCUGUAAUAUAGCAGUAAUCUUGGAGCUCUACCCUUUAGAAAAGAGAUGUAUCAGUGGUCUAAUGAUGGUUUUUGUAUAUUUUUGUUGUAGACAGAAUAUGAGCUUUACUUUUGCUGGCCAAACUGUGUGUUAUGGACGGAAUGCAUAAGCCUUUCAGUUUAAAUGAGAAUGUAUGUGUUUGUAUCCUCCAAUACUCGGUGGC